UGUUCUCUACUUUGUGUGUGAGCGUGAUUGAUUGUGGGGAGAGCUUAUGAAACUAGGAAGGACACUGUGAGAGAGGACACGGAGGUUUUCAGGACAGGAGGGGAUAAUAGAACACAUGUGGCCUGGAUGCUGAAAGGGGAGGGGACUGCUAAAGGUGGAUGGGUACAAAGGGAGAUGAGGAAAAGAGCAGGGAGGAAUUUCAACAAAAGCACAUUAUGUAUGAAAAGACUGCAAUGAAACCUGUUUGAAGUCUGAUGUCUAAAAAGUUAUGGGGGAAAAAAACCUUACAACUGUAGAGUCCUGACUUAAUUGUUCUAUAAUAUGGCCGGGGUAAUGGAAUUUUAAGAGGCAGUUUCUCCAGGAGAUUCUGUUGUGCAAGCAAAAUGGAGAAUGCUAACCUCAAACCAUGAAGUCAUGUCUGGAAAUUCUUUGUUUACAAAGAAACAAAAGGCUUAAUCCUAUCCUCACCAUGUGCUACUUCCUGGUCAGUUUGUUGACGAUUCAUUCAGUAAGAUGGCAGAAUUUCCGUAGUAUAUUUGACAUCUUGGUGUCUUAUCCACCUCAGUCUCAGCUCCCUUGGCUAGAAAAUUAAAUGGGCUUUGCACAAAUUCCAAGCCAAACUGAAAUCCCGACUGCACUAUUACUAUCCCUUUCUUCUGGUUGUUACUAACAGGAAAUUCAAUGUCGUCAGAAGACCUGGAAGCCCAGGAGGAUGAACUACUGGCCCUGGCGAGUAUUUACGAUGCAGAAGAGUUUAGAAAAGCAGAGUCUGUCCAAGGUGGAGAAACCAGGAUCUAUCUGGAUCUGCCGCAGAAUUUCAAGAUAUUUGUGAGCGGCAAUUCAAAUGAGUGUCUCCAGAAUAGUGGCUUUGAACACACCAUUUGCUCUCUGCCACCACUUGUGCUGAACUUUGAACUGCCACCAGAUUAUCCAUCCUCCUCCCCACCUUCAUUCACACUUAGUGGCAAAUGGCUGUCACCAACUCAGCUCUCUGCUCUCUGCAAGCACCUAGACAACCUGUGGGAAGAACACCGAGGCAGUGUGGUGCUGUUCGCCUGGAUGCAGUUUCUUAAGGAAGAGACCCUCACCUACCUGAAUAUUGUCUCUCCUUUUGAGCUCAAGAUGGGCUCUCAGAAAAAAGCCCAGAGAAGGACGACGGCUCAGGCCUCUUCCAGCACAGAGCUAGGUUUUGGAGGAGCUGCUGGACACGAUGUAGACCAAGAAGAAAUUGUGGAUGAGAGAGCUGUACAGGAUGUAGAAUCAUUGUCAAGUCUGAUCCAGGAAAUCUUGGACUUCAAUCAAGCUCAGCAGAUGAAGAGCUUCAAUAGCAAAUUGUUCCUGUGCAGUAUCUGUUUCUGCGAGAAGCUGGGUAGUGAGUGCAUGUACUUCUUGGAGUGUAGACAUGUGUACUGCAAAGCCUGUCUGAAGGACUACUUUGAAAUCCAGAUCAAAGAUGGCCAAGUUAAAUGCCUCAAUUGUCCAGAACCAAAGUGCUCUUCAGUGGCUACUCCUGGUCAGGUCAAAGAGCUGGUGGAAGCUGACUUAUUUGCCCGUUAUGACCGCCUCCUUCUCCAGUCUACCUUGGAUCUAAUGGCAGAUGUGGUAUACUGCCCCCGUCCAUGCUGCCAGCUCCCGGUGAUGCAGGAGCCUGGCGGUACCAUGGCUAUCUGCUCCAGCUGCAAUUUCGCUUUCUGUACCUUGUGCAGACUGACCUAUCAUGGGGUCUCUCCAUGUAAGGUAACUGCAGAGAAAUUAAUAGACUUACGAAAUGAAUACCUACAAGCAGAUGAAGCUACUAAAAGGUUCUUGGAACAGAGGUAUGGCAAGAGGGUGAUUCAGAAGGCCCUGGAAGAGAUGGAGAGUAAAGACUGGCUGGAAAAGAACUCCAAGAGCUGCCCCUGCUGUGGGACACCCAUACAGAAGCUGGACGGCUGUAACAAGAUGACCUGUACCGGCUGUAUGCAGUACUUCUGCUGGAUCUGCAUGGGUUCUCUCUCCAGAGCCAACCCUUACAAACACUUCACUGAUCCCGAGUCCCCAUGCUUUAACAGACUGUUCCAUGCCGUGGAUGUUAACGGGGAUGUUUGGGAAGAUGAAAUUGAAGACUAGUUCAUUCCUCUGCUCAACAUACAGAGAUGGAAUGUUUGCCCUAAUCUUCUGUCAAGUACACAAAGAAACUUUGCGAGACACUUAGGGUGCUGUAUAUUCACUCUUCCUGUGGAGAAGGAAGAACAGGGUUGAUAUUUUUCUUUGGUACUACUGAUUAAGGCACACACAUUUUUUUUCCAUGUAACAUAAUUCUGAUAAAAUUAUAUGCCAAAGGUUCGGAAAUGCAAACUAUAGUAGAUUAAAUAUUAUAAUAUGUCCAAACUGUGGAUAGUAUAAAGUGAAUAUUUAUUUUCUUCCCCAAGCAUUAGGUUAGGGAGAGGGUCAAGAGUUAAACUUUGAGACUGUGUCCAGGAAGGCUGACCUUGCUGGAGCCCUCUCAAGACUCUCCUUUGGUAGCUGGGGACAGUCACAGCCCCGUUGACACUGAGAGCCUGAUCCACUGGCUACACACUGCUUGCUCCUCCUCCAGUUCUCCAUGGAGGACCUUCCACUCUGUGACCAACCAGACGUCCCAGUGUCCUUCUGACCCUCCACUUUCCAAAUAGAAACUGACAAUAAAUUUUAAAGUACUUUAGUCCCACAAGCCCCGUGGGUCACUUGAUGUUUAUGAAUGGUGUGUUGAAUCAAUCCACUGGUGUAGAACCAAAUGCAGAAGGAGUGAAUCUGGCUCAGGGCCCCCCUCCUGCUCACCUGGGGAGAAGAGUCAGAGCUGUCUGCCCCCAUUUUGUUCUCUACUCUCUCCCCUUUGCUCUCCUGCCUUCUGUGGGCAAGGACCGUUGGUGUUGAUUUCAACAGUGUGUGUUUUCAUUUCCUCUGCUCGAAUAGGAAAGAGCCCAGUUUAUUCCUCAGAUGAAUGUUCUCUGAACCUGUGGACAGACAGCACCAUGGUUCUGGCCCCAACCUUCUGAACAUUCAGGUCUUCUCUAAUAACCUAUAGGAAUUGGGCUUCCUACACUCCCUGCUUAGACAGCCGAGUUUGGGGUGAUAAUUAUAGCUUGAUGGCUGGAUUCCUGUUUCUGGGUGUUAUUGGCUUUUUGGAAAACUGUCUUCCUCGUGAUUCUGUAAGUGGCUUUGUAGUAGUCCACUUGGUGGACGUUUGGAGAAGGACAGGAAUUUACUUGCUUCUGUGAACAUGUGUUUUCUACUUUGACACUGAAAAUUAAGGAAUUGCUUAACUGUCAGCACGGACUGCUUCUGGAUGUCAGUGAGGAUGCUUAAUCUUAAAAAUAAAAAUAAUUUAAAAUUCA
Messenger RNA from Onychomys torridus (southern grasshopper mouse), 3356 nucleotides. RefSeq names its product ring finger protein 14 (gene Rnf14). The record is from RefSeq and is a predicted model, not a curated record. Bases 682 to 2109 code for a protein of 475 amino acids. NCBI's taxonomy places the organism in Eukaryota, Metazoa, Chordata, Mammalia, Rodentia, Cricetidae. Gene Ontology annotation, cellular component: ubiquitin ligase complex; cytoplasm. Gene Ontology annotation, molecular function: ubiquitin conjugating enzyme binding; ubiquitin protein ligase activity; zinc ion binding. Gene Ontology annotation, biological process: positive regulation of proteasomal ubiquitin-dependent protein catabolic process; protein polyubiquitination; ubiquitin-dependent protein catabolic process. The transcript has 9 exons.